Molecule: messenger RNA, 1572 nt
Organism: Sodiomyces alkalinus F11
Lineage: Eukaryota; Fungi; Ascomycota; Sordariomycetes; Glomerellales; Plectosphaerellaceae
Exons: 2
Coding region: 1-1572 (523 amino acids)
Source: RefSeq, a predicted model, not a curated record
AUGGCUUCCAAAAGGUCCAAGGCAGCCCCUGCCGGCGAUGACAUUGACGAGCUCUUCGAGGGCAUCGGCGACGACCCCGCUUCCGCCCCCAAGAAAUCCCUGGACAAAAAGCCCAAGCCCACCAGCGCCGCCUCCAAGGCCAUGGUCGACCAAGACAUCCUCGCCGAGCUAGAAAAGGACCUCGGAGAGCCUUCACGACCUCAUACGCCCCGUGUCCGCGAUCCCGCACCCAAGGGCUCGCCUGCCCGACAGGCCGCCGCCUCCACUACCCCGACCCAGGACGAGAAGCCCAGUGCUGCCGCUGCGGUCCCUCGCAAGUCCACCGAUAGCGCCCGAUCUCUGCGUGCCAGCUUCACCCCCAGCGCCACCAGCUCCGAUCUUCAAGAGUCAGAGAAGAAGGGCACCGUCGAACAACAGGCUGCCGCUGCCGCUGCCGCUUCAACCGCCUCUACUUCCCAGGGCGGUGGCUGGUGGGGUGGCAUAUUCUCUACGGCCACAGCUGCCAUGAAGCAAGCCGAGGCAGCCGUGAAGGAGAUUCGGGAAAACGAAGAGGCUAAAAAAUGGGCGGAACAGGUCCGAGGAAAUGUUGGUGGACUGCGUGCGCUUGGCGACAACCUCCGCCAACAAGCCCUACCCACGUUCACCAACAUCAUCCACACCCUCGCACCACCUAUUAGCCAGCACGAGCGCCUGAUGAUCCACAUCACACACGACUUUGUCGGAUACCCGUCUCUGGAUCCCCUCAUCUACGACGUCUUUUCCCGCGUCAUGGCCCAGGUCGAGGGCGGAGAUUUGAUGGUCAUCCAGCGGGGCCAGGAAAACACCGGCAGGAGAUCCCACGACGUCGCCGCCGGCUGGCGCGACGGCCCUUGGUGGAGGCAGCCCGAUUCGCGCCGCGAUCUCGGCGUCGUCAAGGGCCUCGUCGAGGGGACCAAGCUGUGCCGCGCCGGCGCCGAGGGCUACGCGAACGAAUACUUCUCGGCCCACGGCGGCAUCGAGCUCGCCAAAGUCCGCGCCACCCAGGCCGUCAGCGAGAGCAACCCCGUCCGCAGCUCCGACGUCUUCCUGGCCGUGCAGGCCGUCGGCUUCGACGCCGACAACGGGCUCUUCGCCCACACCGCCGCCGUCGAGAAGGAGAAGGAGGCCUCCGCCGUCGCCGACCCUUCCGGCGCGGACGAGCUGGUCUGCUUUGCCCUCUUUGUCUUGGAUCCCGUCCAUGAGAUUGAGUACUCGGCCCUCAGCCAGGCCAUCCCUGCCCGAUGGGUCCGGUGGCUGGAUGCCGCUAGCCCUCUGACCCCUACGAGCGGCGACGACGACGACGAGGAGGAGGAGGACCGGGACUCGUCGGCCGGUGUUCUGGUGCCUGAGGAGAUUCGGGAAAUUAUCGAGAGUGGAGCCGUUGAUCCCCGAGAGUGGGUGGCGGAAUGGAUCGAAGAGACGCUCAGCCUCGCUGCCGGUGUCGUUGCCCAGAGGUACGUCGCCCGCAGGAUGGGCGUUGGGGAGGGAGGCAUUGGAAAGGGGAAGAGACCGGUGCAAGACGUCGCGGGGGAUGGAGCCGGGGCAGGAGCCUGA